Messenger RNA from Oncorhynchus nerka (sockeye salmon), 4990 nucleotides. It is a transcript of the gene fbxo34, whose product is annotated as F-box protein 34. The record is from RefSeq and is a predicted model, not a curated record. Bases 475 to 2883 code for a protein of 802 amino acids. Gene Ontology annotation, molecular function: protein binding. NCBI's taxonomy places the organism in Eukaryota, Metazoa, Chordata, Actinopteri, Salmoniformes, Salmonidae. The transcript is spliced from 3 exons.
CAAGCACGUCAGAACGCUGCGUGGACGUCCUCCACCAGUAGUUUUGUAGUAGUGACUGGCUAGCUAUCCAGUAACUGUGAUUAACGACGUUCGCACCAAUACGGCCGAAAGGAGAACGAUUUGACUAAUUUAUUUCAUAGUUAUUAAGACCGUAUGGAUACGGUUAUAAUGUCUUGUAAGGAUUCUGCUGAACCGUGAAGACGGCGCUGCUUUGCCCCCCAAGUGCUCCUAGCAAGGGGAUUGGAGACCUUUCAUUUCCGAGUUUUCGCAGCAGCAGUGCGGUGGAUGGGACCCUGAGUUGUGAGGUCAUCAGAUCGUGGCCUGCAGGGGGUUGUGGGAGAGACACGUCUGUCACCACACUGGACUGGAGGGAGGAGCUGAAUUCCUGAGAGAUGUGAAUCUACCGCCUCCUCUCACAGCGAACAUAGGAAACCACCAUCCAACCUGCUGCUGUCAGCCUGGAGGGCUGCAGCCAUGCACCUCAAGCCAUACCCCAAACUGCAGAAGAAAGAGUUCUACCUGGAGUCCAGUCAGGACAGCCAGAGAGGCCUUCACCAUAUGAGCCAGCAGGGGGCCCUGUCUCUGAGGACAGAGUGGGGGGUCCGUUCAGCCCUGGUGGGCUCGUCUAGCAGCGGGCUCGGCCCGGGCACGGCCCGGUCCCCCCUUAGUGUCAUAUCCACCAACACCCGGUGCUGCAGUGACGGCAGUAAUAUUACCCACGGCAACAGUGGUAGUGGGCUGCAAACCUCAAGGCUGAGUGGGUCUGGGGGAAAUGUAUUCCACAGUAGUACAACCUGGGCCCGGAGGAAAACCUCCGAAACCUCCUACACCACCACCUCGUCCCUGCUGCUCCUCCCCACCUCCUCCUGCACCUCCUCUACAGGCUUGGGGGGAUCUGAGAACCAGGAGGCCUCCCUCAGCGUCUCCUACCAGGGGGAGGACGGAGAGGGACCGCUGGACAUCUGGGCUGUCAUAAAGCCCGGCAACACCAAGGAGAAAAUCGCCAUCUUCGCCUCGCCCCAGUGCCGCGGCAGCCUGGUGAAUGGUGGAGGAGAGCCGGUCAGGGAGGCGCGUGAGGGAGACUUGGUGAGCAGCAUCUCGGUGAGGACAGUGUCUGUGAAGAUGAAAAGCUGUUGGGAGGACGAGGGUGGCUCUGUGGCCAAGCGCAGGAGGAGGUCAGGGCAUCGGGGCCACCACCAGGACAGAGACCGACAGUCACCCAGAGCUCUAGAGAGACAGAGCCCACUGAGUCCCACAAAGAACAGCCCAGAAGAGGUGACCCUUGGCGAGAGCCCUAGAGUGCCUGAGUGUGGGGUUGUAGGCGUGGGUGGGGAGCAGGUAUGUAGGGUAGAGGGCGAGGAGGGGAGUGAGACUGGGACGGGCAAGGCUCUCUCUGUGGUGGAGUUGGUGGCCGCCUUGGAGCAGAGAGCCAGCGACAAGCAAGGGGACUCUAAGCCUGUCUCUCUGCGGAGCUCCACAAGCAUUACCUUAUCCAGGGGGCUGUCACUGACCCAAGAGCCCCAGCAGCCCAAAGCCCCAGACCAGAGCCCCCAGGGGACAGAUGAGGCAGAGUGUGUAAAGGUGUCAGACAUGGUGGCCAAGCUGGAGUCAGAGUGCCUGAAGCGCCGGAGUGUUCCAAGGGAAGGGUCCGGAUCUGGGGGAGAGCUGUCGCGCAACAACAGCCUGCGGAGGAGGGUGGGCCGGGUGUUACUGGCAGGAGCAGACGCCUGCUCAAUCUCAGCCCAGCCACCUCCGUCUCCCACUGGGCCCCAGCACGGACUAGAGGAGACCACGGGGGUGCAGCACCUCCACGCUAGUCCAUCUGAGGGCCGUCCCUCUGUUAGCACCAUCCACGCGGACAAACUAGUUCCCAGCAGCUGCCAUGAAGCUUCCCACUGGGCUUCCCGUUCCUCUGACCCAGCUUCUCCAUCUCACAGUGUGGACUCUGGGUGUGGAGCCUCCAUCCACGCUGUCAGAGAGCCAGAGGAGAUGUGUGAGGCCCAGGGACAGCAGGUGGGGAGCAGGGUCAUUGAGGCUGGGCAGGAUCUGUACCUCCAGCUCCAGUCAGAGCGGGCCAGCAGCAGUCUACAGAGUGAGGAGCCCCUCCCAGGCAUGCUGUUCUUCUCACACCCUCUGCCCUCACAGCCGGUGCUAGAACAACACAAACUCCCACACCCAGACAGUACUCGCACCCAGGACACUGGGUCCAACCCUCAACUCACCAGAGACUUAGCGGAACCCUCCAAGCCUCCGCUCUGCGACCCUGCUAUCACCUCCCUCCUCCCUGAAACCAUAUCUCACAGUGAGAACUGGGCCAAAGAGGAGGAUGAGAGGGAGGAGGAGAAGGCGGUGAGUGAGGGAGAGGGGAGUGCUUUUAGCCAGUGUGAGACCGUGCCUUUCCCCCUGCGCCGCCUGGUGUCUCACGAGUUCCUGGAGAUGCGCUUUAAGAUCCAGCUGCUCCUGGAACCCCAGCAGUACAUGGCCUUCCUGCCUCACCACAUUAUCGUUAAGAUCUUCUGCCUGCUGCCCACAGAGAACCUGGCAGCGCUUAAGUGCACCUGCCACUACUUCAAGUUCCUCAUCGAGAGCUACGGAGUUCGACCCGCAGACUGCCGCUGGGUGUGCGACCCCCGCUACAAAGACGAUCCCUGCAAGCAGUGUAAAAAACGGUAUGGGCGCGGGGAUGUGUCCCUCUGCCGCUGGCACCACAAGCCCUACUGCCAGGCGCUGCCCUACGGCCCCGGGUACUGGAUGUGUUGCCAUGGUUCCCACAAAGACACGCCCGGCUGCAACGUUGGUCUCCAUGACAACCGCUGGGUGCCCGCCUUCCAUAGUAUCAACAUGCCAAUCUAUAAGAAACCCAGGGCGGUCACUGAGGAGUAGUGGAAUAGGCAAUGGGAGAAAGUGACUUGACUUCUGUGUGCUUUAUUUUGCCAAUGAGGGCUUUGUGUGUGUGUGUGUGUGUGUGUCUGUGUUGCCAUAUGAGCAUGUGCAGUUAUUUGUGGGGAGUGUCUGACCGCAACCAGGUUGCUGGUACUGAUGAGGAAUCACUGGAUCUCUUCCUUGACCCCUAACCACUGACCUCUAACCCCUCCUCAGGUCCUCUGAGAUGGUCAGCACUUUAACCCUGGUCAUAGUUCUCAAUCUUCAAAGGAUUCUGACAGGGUAUUCUUUUGACUUGCUUCAAUGUGUUGGGUUAAAACAUCUGAUUCUGACCAGAGUGUGUUGAAGAGAAGCUUUGUUUCAGAUUUCUCUUCAGUGUUGAUGCUUAAUGUGUCUCUCCUUGCCCACAGCCAUAAUGUUUCCUUGCUUAUGCAUUAACCAAUACGUUGGGAUAGCUAUUUUAGUUAAGGUAAGCCUAUCAACGUUAUGCAGUAUACCCCACCCACAAGUGUGAUUUACUCAGUGUUAAUGUGUUGUUGUCUAAGUGGAUACAUACAUUGCUGCAGGUCACCGGUUUAUGCAAAAUGUGAAUCAACCCCAUCCUAUAUCCCAUCCAUAUCCUGUCCCAAAUGGCACCCUAGUCCCUAUGUAGUGCACUACUUUUGACCAGGGUCCAUAGGGUGCCGUUUGGGAUGUUGGAGUCUAUAUCCCAACUCCAUUUAUCAGUCUCCGGGUCAGAGAGGGAAAGGGUUUUGUCUGUCCUGUAUCUGGUUUGAUUGAAAAAGUUUGUUCUGAGCCCUGUUGUGUUUACAUUGUACGUAGUGCUACAGAGUCCUAUAUCAAAAACAAAGUGAGGAAGAUUGACAAGCAGCACGAGUAUCUAUGACUUGAAUGCAUUUAUCUUCAGUUUGGUAAAAAUAAUAGUUUAUUUUGACCCUGUCAUGUAUAUAUUCAUGAAUGAUUAUUAUUGGGUGUUUUACAAUGGGUCCCAGAUGUAUAACCCAUAUGCUUAUUUGGCCGCUCUCAUUGCAUUAUUCUCCACCAUUUUUAAUGUGCGUCUGAAAUGGCACAGUAUUCCCUAUAUAGUGCACUACUUUUGACCAGAGCAAUAGGGCUGGUCAAAAGCAGUGCACUAUAAAUGGAAUAGGGUGCCAUUUUGGACAAGUGCUCAUCCCUCCUUUUUAUGAUGCUGAUAUUUCUUGAAGGGAAACAUGUCUGGAGAAGUUCACCUGUCUGUUCUUUAUGAUGAUUAACUGGACAUGAUCUAAACAACAAAACAGCCAGGGUUGAUUACAAAGGGGGAGAAAAAUGGGAUAUAAAAGUAGUUUGCCUCCAGAUAUUUUUUAAAACAGUUUGUUGUAUAAUAUUCCAGCUGUACUCUGCCUGCAAAGGCAUUUUACUACAAUAAAGUGCAUUCAUUCUGAGGUUAACUGUCAUAACCCACCUUUCCUUCUCGUGGUGUCUUUAAACUGAAAGGAAGUGUAAAGGUUACAACAUAAAAAUGGAAUGUAUUGAUCUUUACUGAAUAUUCAGGGAUAUAGACUAAAUGUAUACUAAGGGUCUCCAGCCUUAAAUGUCACCCAUUUCUAUUAUUUAUCACGUCUUGAUGUCAUUGACAUACGUCAAUGUUGUUCACAACUUAAGGUCUAUACUGUAGAGCUGGUAGGCUUGCCUUUCAUUGGGGCGAGGGGUAUUGUUUGGGUCCAGGUGUGUUGGGGAAAGAGCACAGACACGCACAACAGAUUUAUAAAAGCAAAAUAAAUGUAUUCCUUGCUGUGUGAGAAAUUACUUCCUAGAAGUUGAUAUUAAUCAUCUCAAACAUUUGAGGGAAGUUCCCCCUUUUGUCAACUUUAUAAUUUAAACCAAAAUGGCAGUCCUCCGACAAAGGGUCUGGAUUGUCCACUUAAAAAGGCAAAGUGCGAUGAGUAGGCAAUGUAUCAAUGGGUGCUAAUAUGAACAUUGGCAUGGAAUUGUCUGUCAUGUCAGUGCCUCCUGAAAUGGUGUGUUUACAUGCUCUUUCGUUUCUUUCUUCAUUCGUUGACCUUUUGAAUUCACAACAGACAAGUAGGGGAUGAAUAAGACUUGGCAAUAAAAUGCAUGAAAAGAU